This is a messenger RNA of Mus musculus (house mouse), 650 nucleotides long. It is a transcript of the gene S100a10, whose product is annotated as S100 calcium binding protein A10 (calpactin). The transcript is spliced from 3 exons. Gene Ontology annotation, biological process: vesicle budding from membrane; positive regulation of focal adhesion assembly; positive regulation of plasminogen activation. NCBI's taxonomy places the organism in Eukaryota, Metazoa, Chordata, Mammalia, Rodentia, Muridae. The record is from RefSeq and is marked validated. Gene Ontology annotation, cellular component: AnxA2-p11 complex; membrane raft; plasma membrane protein complex. Gene Ontology annotation, molecular function: calcium ion binding; protein homodimerization activity; transmembrane transporter binding. Bases 116 to 409 code for a protein of 97 amino acids.
GUACCCGCCUCGCGUACAAAGACGCGCGGUCUUCGGCACUAGCCUCAUCGUGGUGUGCCCAGCUCUUCCAAGGACUGCUGCGCUUCGGGGCCCAGGUUUCGACAGACUCUUCAAAAUGCCAUCCCAAAUGGAGCACGCCAUGGAAACCAUGAUGCUUACGUUUCACAGGUUUGCAGGCGACAAAGACCACUUGACAAAGGAGGACCUGAGAGUGCUCAUGGAACGGGAGUUCCCUGGGUUUUUGGAAAAUCAAAAGGACCCUCUGGCUGUGGACAAAAUAAUGAAGGACCUGGACCAGUGCCGAGAUGGCAAAGUGGGCUUCCAGAGCUUUCUAUCACUAGUGGCAGGGCUCACCAUUGCAUGCAAUGACUAUUUUGUAGUAAACAUGAAGCAGAAGGGGAAGAAGUAGGCCAACUGGAGCACUGGUACCCCCACCCUGGUGCGUGUUCACCCACGGGGUCACUUGAGGAAUCUGCCCCACUGCUUCUUGUGAGCAGAUCAGGACCCUUAGGAAAUGUGCAAAUGAGAUCCAACUCCAAUUCAACAAUCUGAGAGAGAAAACUUAAUCCAAUGGCAGAGAAGCUUCUGAGUUUUAUAUUGUUUGCAUCCCAUUGCCCUCAAUAAAGAAAGUCCUUUUUUUAAGUUCUGAA